This is a messenger RNA of Pseudogymnoascus verrucosus, 2195 nucleotides long. RefSeq names its product ATP phosphoribosyltransferase (ATP-PRTase) (ATP-PRT) (gene HIS1). Lineage: Eukaryota; Fungi; Ascomycota; Leotiomycetes; Thelebolales; Thelebolaceae. Bases 892 to 1881 code for a protein of 329 amino acids. The transcript is spliced from 5 exons. The record is from RefSeq and is a predicted model, not a curated record. Gene Ontology annotation, biological process: L-histidine biosynthetic process. Gene Ontology annotation, molecular function: magnesium ion binding; ATP phosphoribosyltransferase activity. Gene Ontology annotation, cellular component: cytoplasm.
GUAAUAUGUCAGCACUCUUCUUCCUCAAAUCCAGUUAUGGGUCGUCGCGGUAUAUUGGUCGGGGAAGUUCGUACCUGGGCCCUUGACGUUGCGGAUAAUGCUGCGGGUGGUGUCGUCCAUGAACUCAACUCUGACCUGAGUAACACCUCCACGGGAACCUAGAAAACUGUCAGGACUUCGUCUUCCGAAAUUACCGCGCGAUUGCGUUCGCUGCGGCUACUCGAUUGUGCAUACCGGUACGGCCCAAAACGCGGGUGACCUUGACGAGCUUGACUGGGACCUUUGAGGUAUCCAUUUUGGCGAAUUCUACAUACUGUCAGCAUGUCGGCGGGCAGCUAAUUCGGGCUCUGCACAACGUACAUGAGUGAUCGGGUCGUGGAUUCGGAGGGGUUUGAAAGCUCGAUGUCGUCGGCGGAUGAUUCCUACGCUUGGGUCAAGAAUUCUCGGAAUCGGUUGUAGGGCUCCAGAAGCGAGAAACCCUAUUGCGACCGGCGAAACGUACACCCGAAGGAUGACUUGAUUCGGCUUAGCGUUUUUCUUGGCGGCUGAAUUCCAAAAGCGGGCCGUGAAUCGGCGGUUCCUGUGCCACGAGUUUUGGAGGGGUAAAUCAUUGGUGGGAUACAAUUUCGAGAUAUCGGAGUCAGAGUCAGAAGAUCGAGACGAAAUAUCUCAUUAUAAUCCUAUUAUCUCCCCAAACAACGCAAUUUUAUUCCAAGAUUAACGACCUAUUUUGCGCCAAAGAAGCAAUCAAUUGCGAGCUUUUUCCAAAGUUCUCCGACCCGGUCUGCAUUGCGCGACAUUCACUGGAUAAAGUGAAUUGUACGACCCUGCAGGUGGUGAUACGAUAAAGAGGGUGACCCCCCACCCCCUCUCCUCUUCUUCUUCUCUGCGAUGGAUCUCGUAAACCACCUCGAAGGACGACUCCUCUUCGCCGUUCCAAAGAAGGGCCGUCUCAAUGCCACCGCACUAAACCUCCUCGAAGGAGCCGACAUCCAGUUCCGCCGCGAAAACCGCCUCGACAUCGCGCUCGUCAAGAACCUCCCCAUCGCCCUCGUCUUCCUCCCCGCCGCCGACAUCCCCACAUUCGUCGGAGAGGGUCAGGUUGAUCUCGGCAUCACGGGCUUUGACCAGGUCGCCGAGCACGAUGCGCGCCGCCGCGCUAUAGUCCGCGACCAGGCCGAGUCUGGGAAAUCAACACCCGUGGAGGGCGCCACGCCGAAGGGCUGCGACCAACUCCUGGAUCUCGAUUUCGGAGCUUGCAAGCUGCAGGUCCAGGUUCCCGUUAAGGGAAAGUACAGGACACCUGCGGAUCUGAUUGGCAAGAACAUUGGCACGAGCUUCGUCAGUCUUGCGGCUGAGUACUUUGCUAAGUUGGAGGCUGAGGCUGAUGCCGCGAAUGGCGAGACGUCGGGCCCGAAGCCGCUCAGGACUAAGAUCAUUGAGUUGAGCGGUAGUGUUGAGGCUGCUUGCGCGCUUGGUGUUGCGGAUGGAAUUGUUGAUCUCGUUGAAUCCGGAGAGACAAUGAAGGCAGCUGGUCUAGAAGCCAUCGACACUGUUGUGUCCACGAAGGCUAUUCUAAUCAAGUCAAAGAACCCUUCCAACAAGGCAAUGGUUGACCUGAUCGCCUCAAGAAUACAGGGUGUUAUUUCCGCAAAGCAAUACGUUCUGUGCCAAUACAACGUCGAGCGCAAGAACCUCGAGGCCGUUACCAAGGUCACCCCUGGCCGCCGCGCUGCCACCAUCAACGCGCUUGAGGAGGAGGGUUGGGUUGCAGUUAGCUCAAUGGUGGAGAAGAAGAGGAUUGCGACAGUGAUGGAUGAGCUGUCGAGCCUUGGAGCGGAGGACAUCUUGGUUAUGGGUAUCUUGAACACACGUACGUAGUGGGGUAGUGUUGUUAAAAGCAAUUUGCGAAGUAUUGGUCCGUAUUGGGCCGCAGAUCUGAGGCAUCUCGAUGCUGGAAUUGGAAUAAUUUAACUCGAGGCAUUUCUGUGGACGCAUAACUGUUGAAGUUAGUCUAAAUACAAAAGUUGACCUAUUGGCAUUAGUCGGAUUAAUUCAAUCACACAUUGACCAUGCUCUUGUUAGUCUUGGUAGACGCCAAGGAGAGAUAUUCAUUGUUGAAUAAAUACCCCAAGGACCUGCCUUCCUUGCAGACCAAUGCGUUUAGUUACUAUAUAUACAGGAAUUUAAAAAUA